Molecule: messenger RNA, 483 nt
Organism: Zychaea mexicana
Lineage: Eukaryota; Fungi; Mucoromycota; Mucoromycetes; Mucorales; Lichtheimiaceae
Exons: 4
Coding region: 1-483 (160 amino acids)
Source: RefSeq, a predicted model, not a curated record
AUGGAUAGUUGCUUCGACUCAUCCGAAUAUAUUGUAUCCAACAGUGGUGAAAAAGCCAGUAAGGCAACUUCAGAAGCACAAAACAAAGACAGACCAGUGGGUGGUGAUAAAAGCAUCACACGGAAGAAAGUUGGAACAAAAGUGGAUCAGCUUUUUGCUACCCCGCUUUUCGAACUCGGUGCAAUGGAAGCAGGAGCAGAAAGUGACAGAAGUAGUAGUAGAAGUAUCACGGAACUUCAUAUGAAGUGUCCAAAAACAUUAAAAGACAUGGCCGUUGAAAUGGAACGAUACAAUCCGGUGCAAUUGCGCCAAAUAAAGACUUGUGGCUUCAUCAUUUCAGGCCUUUAUCUUCAAUUCCUUGUCCUGGACUGUCCCGCUGGUUAUGCUAGCAGGCAUAAUCUCAUUUUACCUCUCUUUUUCUUUCUAUCACGAAACUCUUACUACAUACCUGUCAUUGCAUCAUCUUCUUUGACAACCUCAUAA